Messenger RNA from Phanerochaete carnosa HHB-10118-sp, 1195 nucleotides. RefSeq lists its product as uncharacterized. NCBI's taxonomy places the organism in Eukaryota, Fungi, Basidiomycota, Agaricomycetes, Polyporales, Phanerochaetaceae. Gene Ontology annotation, biological process: nucleotide catabolic process. The transcript is spliced from 2 exons. Gene Ontology annotation, cellular component: cytosol. Gene Ontology annotation, molecular function: hydrolase activity. The annotation marks the transcript as partial. The record is from RefSeq and is a predicted model, not a curated record.
GGUGCAGGACAUGGUCAAGGAGAGCUGGUUCAGUGAAGCUAUUGCUGAUGAGCCUGACUUUUUCCUCCUUUGGGAAUGGCACAUUGAUAAAACAAACAGACACAUGCCGGUACGAAUGGACAACUGGCCCACUGUGUUCAACGCCGUUCGUGCGGUGCACCCCGAGACGCCCAUCCUCAUCCUUGGUGGACACUCGCACAUCCGUGACUGUGUCCAGCUUGAUGGACGUUCGAUGGCCCUCGAGAGCGGCCGCUACAUGGAGACUAUAGGCUGGAUGAGCGUCGACCUCGACGAGGCGAACAGCAAGCAGAACCUGUCGUUCACCCGCCGCUACCUUGACCAAAACCGGGUCGCCUACGAAUAUCACACGAGCCAGAAGAAUGAGACGUUUGACACGGUGGAAGGCCGCGAGAUCACAGCGGGCCUCGAGCAGCUCUUCAACCAGUUUGACCUCAGCUUCCUCUUUGGCACUGCGCCGCGGGACUACACGCUCAGCCGUGACCCCUACCCGUCCAACGGUUCAGCUCUGAGCCUGUUCGUACAGGAGGCGCUGCCCGUCGCGCUCGCGAUCAACAACUCGCGUGCGAACAUCCCCAACAUCAUCAUCACCGACUCAGCCGAGCUGCGUUUCGACAUUUACUCAGGGCCGUUCGACAAGAACGACCAGCUGACGACGUGCCCCUUCAUGGACUCGUUUCUCUUCAUCCCGAACGUCACCGCCGGCGUCGCGAAUCAGGUGCUGCCCAUACUCAACGGCGAAGGCGUGGACGAGCGUAAGCGCGCGCUUCGGAGCCUCUACGAGCUUGGCGAGAUGUACGGCCGUGGCAAUGUCGAACGGGUCUACCGCGCGUGGCUCGCGGACAUGGACCGCCGCAGCGGGCCUGAGCGCCGCGCGAUGCAGAACCUGACGCUCGGGUACGUCACGGACGACGCGUGCCCGGGCGUCGGCGACGACGUCCUCCACUCGCCGCUGCCGUUCUUCGACUCGCCCGACUUUAUCGCCUCGAACGCGCCCAACGUAUCCGACGACACACCAAUCGAUCUCGUGUUCAUCAACUUCAUCGAGGACCAGCUCCUCUCCGUGCUCAACAGCAUCCAGACGGAGAAGAACUACACCGACGCGGACGUGAUGUCGUACACGCCCACCCUGGCGAGCGAGGUCUUUGGUUUGUAUGCGCAGGCGGCGUGGAACUAG